Messenger RNA from Monascus purpureus, 183 nucleotides. NCBI's taxonomy places the organism in Eukaryota, Fungi, Ascomycota, Eurotiomycetes, Eurotiales, Aspergillaceae. The record is from the annotation of a GenBank genome assembly.
AUGCACCAGCAAGCACUGGUAGGCUAUAAGAAGGCACUGGGUCCUGACCAUAUAUCUACCCUCACCACAGUCAACAACCUUGGUCUCCUCUAUCAAAACAAGGGCAAGCUAAAGGAGGCAGAGGAGUUCUACCGCCAAGCACUGGCAGCCUUGGGGAUCUCUAUCGAAACCAGGGUAAGCUGA